CCUUGGGCGAGCUUCUAGUUUCGUAGCUCAACACUUAAACUAGAACCAUCUCCUCCCCCCCUCUCUCUUUCUACCUCAAACUCUCUCAUAAUCUCUCAACUUCUUCUAUUGGCCUUCCUUAGCAAGUAGUAACCUUACCCAGCUUCAAAUCAAUAUGAAGAAAGUAGUGUUGAAGGUAGAACUUUAUGAUGACAAAAUUAAGAAAAAAGCUAUGAAAGCAGUCUCUGGCCUUUCAGGGGUUGAGUCAGUCUCAGUGGACAUGAAGGACCAGAAAAUGACCUUAAUUGGAGACAUCGACCCUGUUGAAGUAGUGGAAAAGUUGAGAAAACUGUGUCAUGCUGAAAUUCUUUCAGUUGGACCUGCCAAAGAGGAGAAGAAGGAAGAAAAGAAAGAUGAAAAGAAGCCAGAAGAAAAGAAAAAGGAUCCAAAGGAAGAAAUGGCUGAAAUGAUGAGAGCCUAUGAAAACUAUUAUAGUCAGAUGAGACAGCCAAAUCCAUACUACUAUUACAGAACUGUGGAAGAGGAUCCUAGUGGCUGUGUUAUCUGUUAAAGUCUUGUUGUUUGAAAGAAAAUAAAUCAGAGCAAGAAGAAUUAUGGUUCAUUUGGAUUUUCCUUUUUUUCUUCUUUUAUUUGUUAGUUUUUGGAUGAAAGGGAAAAAAAUAGUUGUCUCUAAGCAGAGAAACGUGAUCUGUAAAUUAUUUUGUGGGGUAGCAAUAUUUUAAAUUUUGUCAGUCAACAUAUACAUUGUAUUCAAAGUUCUGGUUGCGUUAUCUUUCAAAUAACAAUUGAGAAAUUGGUUUAAUUUUA
Messenger RNA from Lotus japonicus, 807 nucleotides. Its product is annotated as heavy metal-associated isoprenylated plant protein 39-like. Gene Ontology annotation, molecular function: metal ion binding. Bases 155 to 550 code for a protein of 131 amino acids. The transcript is spliced from 3 exons. Lineage: Eukaryota; Viridiplantae; Streptophyta; Magnoliopsida; Fabales; Fabaceae. The record is from RefSeq and is a predicted model, not a curated record.